AUGAUGCUGGUCGAUCUGGCUACCAUAGUGGCGACCUCUCUGCAUGGGUUCUGGAUGAGGUUGUCGGCGACACGCCAAAAGACGCAGCAGAAUCAGCAAUCUGACAGAGAUUCCCCGCUUGAUAUGGAUCAUCACCCUUAUGUAGACCAGAUUAAAUCACUCGGGACUACUCAUGAGACGGCAGUGCGACUCCAGACCCUCAUACAGACCGACGGCGGGGGGAGCUGGCCUCCACGAGCAGUUCACCACGCGGAAUGGCCCGAGGCACUCCAUCCGUAUCAUGAAGUCUACCGCGCAAUGUCUCCACAACUCGCGAGCAACGUACACCUCACCGACGACCGAAUGAAUCUGUCCCGCUGCAGGGCCUUUCGCAGUCAAAUGACGGCUCUGCUACAAGCACACAUUAACCUGGACGCGGUGGAGAAUGCUCUCUGUGACCUGGCACAGGACGAUGGAUUCUCGCGGGAGGCCUGCAACGGAUUCUUUGCCUGCGUUGCCUACUGCCGUCAUGCAUUCCGAUGGGCCACAAACCCUAUUGUCAAGGUUGCGCAGGAUGAUAAGGUGAUUGAUUUCCCCUUGGAGUUGGACAUCCCGUGGGACUACCUUUGUCGUCGAUACGGUAUAUACUCACAAGGGGGGAACGUCAUGUCAAAUCUGCUUUGUGAUUUCGAUACGAGCGGAAGGCUGAUCUAUACGAUCAACGAGGGGAUGUCAGAUAUUGUGCGGUCAUCGGAGUACCACUUUACGUAUAUUUUCGUGGAGAUGGAGAGGCUGGCUGUCCCCAUCUACCUCCACAUCGCCCAGUCGAUUGAUUGCUUUGAGAGGGGAGACAAAGCGCAAUGUGCAGAGAAAAUACGGUCUAUAUUCCGUCAACUACGGAAGGUUUUCCAGGCGUUCUACAAGACCUUUGUGCCUUCCACGGUCAGUCCGGCUGUCUGGCUGUCUUACGUCCAAGGUUUCCACGGAUGGGCCGCUGGAACGAUAGAUGGUGAAAUCUACACGGAAUAUGAUGGCGUCCAAGGAGGCCAGAUGGUGCUGAUUCAGGUGAUUGAUGCCUUCCUUGGCAUGGACCCGUUUCUUUCCACGGAGGCUUUUCGACGCCAUGUCACCUACUACCAGCGCGGCUUUAUCGAUUCCGUCCGGCGCCAUUCAUUCCGUCAGAAGGCUCUUGACGCAGGGGACGGUGAAAUCAAUAUUCACAUGAUUGAAAUCGCUAAACUGAUGCAUGUCUUUCGAAGUUCUCAUCGCAAGACAGCGUCUAAGUAUCUUGCAGUGCCGGCGCCCGAGAGAAUAACCAUGACAGCUGGAAGCUCUGUCUUGCAGGGAGGUAGCGCGUCAUCAAAUCCACUGGCGCAUGUUGACUCUCUGCUUGCAGCCCGCCUUCGUCAGACGCGCGCGCUGGGGAAACCCAAAGACAUAUAAGGCUUUCCCCCCUGUCCAAUGCCA
Messenger RNA from Aspergillus melleus, 1446 nucleotides. RefSeq lists its product as uncharacterized. The coding region runs from base 1 to 1422 and encodes 473 amino acids. The record is from RefSeq and is a predicted model, not a curated record. The transcript has 4 exons. Gene Ontology annotation, cellular component: cytoplasm. Gene Ontology annotation, biological process: 'de novo' NAD+ biosynthetic process from L-tryptophan. NCBI's taxonomy places the organism in Eukaryota, Fungi, Ascomycota, Eurotiomycetes, Eurotiales, Aspergillaceae. Gene Ontology annotation, molecular function: metal ion binding; heme binding; indoleamine 2,3-dioxygenase activity.